CUGCCUAGUAUGAAGCGGAAUCGCAUUCAAUUUGAAGCCAAUGGCGAUCACUCGCCAACAUCCUUGCAGGAUGGCUUCACUCUGGAGGACAAUGGGAGGUCUACCCAGCAUGUUCCUAAGAUCUCGCGAAAGAUAAGAGCAUGUACCGAGUGUAAGCGGCACAAGGUGCGCUGCGAUAUGAAGAUUGGUGAGUCGGUAUGUUCGCGAUGUCGACGCAUGGGGUUGGAGUGCGUUGUAAACAAGAGUCUUCAAACUUUACUCGAGGACGAGGCCGAUUGGAAAUCUAUGAUCGAGUUGGCAAUGACGGACUUGCUUAGGAAAUCUCAACUGCCGGAGUUAUCUUACUAUCAAUCCGGCGGCGGGUCGAUCGAGACAUCAAAGAAACGGGGCCGACAAGAGUCAACAGCGUCAGUAGAUGAUGAGCAUAAUGGCAGGCACGAAUCUAUAGAUAAAGCAGCUGGUCUUGGAACUGGGUCUAGGGCAAAUUUCAAUUUUUCUCAGCAGCCGCAACAACAGCCACAAUAUUCCAUCGAUACUGAGGAAACAUCCGCAACCUCUUUGGUGACGGCUCCUAUGGGCAGUCUAUACGAGGUGACGCAGCUGAGUGAAAACCGCGAAAGCUCCCCGGGGCAAGCAUAUUCGCCAGAUGUCGCAUUAGUGACGGAUUUCAUCUCUCGGGGCGUGGUAGAUCUACAAGAAGCGGAAGAAUUGUUCUAUCACUUUGACCAGGUGCUGAACCGCUAUCUAUGGGAUGGAGUACUUUUAGCACACAAGGAUCUGACUUCGGUUCGGCGAUCAUCAUCUAUGCUACUGGCUGCUAUAUUAGCUGUGACAGCGCUUCAUAUGCCCACAAAGGAGCGCACGUUCGACACGUGCUAUACAGAGUUCGCAAAACUAGCAUCCGAAUCAAUGCUGGGAAAUCAUCAUAACAUGGACGAUAUUCGCGCCCUAUGUAUCGGAGCGUUUUGGCUUGCAGAUGUCAGUUGGAAAUUGUCUGGAUAUGCCGUGCGCAUUGCUACCGAACGUAACCUGCACCAAUUCUUUCGCAAAGCCAUACAGGGCUCACCUGAGCACCAGGAACAGGCAAGGCUAUGGUAUCUGCUAUAUACCCUUGAUCAUCAUUUUUCUAUUGCAUAUGGUCGGCCACCGAUCAUUCACGAGGACGCCAGUAUUCAACAACACAAUAUGUUCACGCAAACACCAUCUGUAUCCCAAGGAGAUCUUAGACUACAUAGUCAAGUGGAUUUGUUUAUCAUUCUUACCCAAAGCUACUUCGCAUUUGGUCCAGAUGUCGACCUCGAGGUUCCCGAAAGCGCAUUUCCAAAGAUAGAUGCGUUUGAUGAGGACCUAAAGGAUUGGAAAUCAACAUGGCUGCCUCGUCUUGCUGGGAGCCGACACGUCGGUGCGUAUCCCUAUAAAGCUGUCAACAUGCAUUAUCAUUUCUCUCGGUUGCAAUUGCACUCAGUAGCUUUGCGUACCUACCACUCCUCGACCUCAUCACGUGUAAUGUCACCCGAGCGCAGGAAAAGAGCGAAUAUCGCCAUCGAAUCAGCAAUCGCGACUCUCCAGGUUGUUCUAGAUGAGCGAGAUAUUCAGCGAGCAUUGGUCGGCGUCCCACUAUAUCUCCACAGUAUGAUAGCAUUUGCGGCAGUAUUCCUGCUGAAGAUCGCAGCCAAGUCAUGCUCGAACAGAUCGAGCACUGGAGACCAGGGUCAAAAAACAUCAAUUGCCUCCGCGGGUUUAAUAGUCGACAUACACUACGUAAGUAUUCUAGUCGGACAAAUUGCCGAGAUGAUGGAAUCAUGUAGCCAGCGGGCAAGCAAGCGUCAUCUCAGCCAUCACAUUGCCCGUGGUCUACGAAGGAUGCUGACCGGGCUGGAGGAGUGGGAGAAGCGGAACUGUACACAGCACGCCAUCGGCUCGAGCCCGCAAGAAUAUAAUUCGAUUUUCAAGCCUAUCAUCAUCCCUGGAGCUCAGAUCUUGGGGGAGCGUGACACUAUCCUUAACCAUCCGCCGCCAUUACUCGGGGUAGCGCCGCUGUCUGCUGAACGCAGCAAUGGCUUUGAGAAUACAGCAGGCAAACAUGAGCCAGGACUGCCGGAGGAUUCAAUAGACCCGUUGAUGACAGACCUGUGGCGAUUUGACGAUGAUUUCUUUCCCACGGGCGUGUUUGAUUUCCUUCAAAGCCAGAUGCCGGCAUAA
Molecule: messenger RNA, 2202 nt
Organism: Penicillium taxi
Lineage: Eukaryota; Fungi; Ascomycota; Eurotiomycetes; Eurotiales; Aspergillaceae
Exons: 4
Biological process (GO): regulation of DNA-templated transcription; DNA-templated transcription
Molecular function (GO): DNA-binding transcription factor activity, RNA polymerase II-specific; DNA binding; zinc ion binding
Source: RefSeq, a predicted model, not a curated record